AUAUUGGGAUUCGUGUGUUUCAUGGGUCCUGGUAUCUUCAUUGCGCUUACUGGUCUCGGUGGUGGAGGCCAAGUCAACAGUAAGGUCCAGGCUAACGCUAGCGCGAUUUUGUAUGCGACUUUCGCAUUUUCUGGAUUAUUCUCCGGUUCUAUUAACAAUAUCCUUGGUCCUCGGUGGACACUGAUGCUUGGAACUUUGGGCUACUCGUUAUAUAUUGCCUCGUUCCUUGUUAUCAACAUCCAUCCCGACGCGAGUGCUUUCGUUAUCACGACCGGUGCCAUCCUUGGUAUCUGUGCAGCUUUACUUUGGACCGCGCAGGGUUCUAUGAUGAUGGCGUACCCCACAGAGGCUCAGAAGGGCACGUUCAUCUCUAUCUUUUGGACAAUUUUCAAUCUUGGAGGAGUCGUGGGUUCCACUGUAGCGUUUGGAACCAGUUUCAAGAACACCACCAACAGAGUUAGCAAUGCCACAUAUGUUGGCUUCCUGAUUUUGACCCUCAUCGGCGUAUUCCUCCCACUGUUGAUGGCAAACCCAGACAAGGUGAUUCGUACGGACGGGACUCGCGCGAAUCAGGUCCGCCACCCAUCAUGGAAGUCGGAGUUGUUCCGCCUAUACGUGGCGCUAAAGACUGACCCUUGGAUUAUCCUCCUCUUCCCGAUGUUCUUUGCCAGUAACUACUGCUAUACUUGGGAGUACAAUGAUUACAAUGGCGCGAUAUUCACUAUUCGUGCACGGGGCUUGAAUAGCUUAAUGUCCUAUACGUCGCAGAUCUUUGGAUCUGUCUUCCUCGGUUAUUUUAUUCUUGACCAGAAAAGGGUCCGGCGCAGAGUUCGUGCCUUCUACGGCUGGAUCCUUGUGUUCCUUGUGGUUCUCGCUGCCCACGUCUGGGCGUAUUUCUACCAAAAGACAUAUACCCGCGUUGAAGCUGUGAAGGAUGCUUACAAGAUCGACAUCAUAGACGAAACCUAUGCUGCUCAUGUCUGGGUCAUGAUAGUUCAUGGCUUCCUGGAUUCAAUGUUGCAGACAUAUGCAUACUGGCUAAUAGGCGCGAUGUCGAACGACCCCGCCAAGCUGGCCGUGUUUACUGGCUUUUAUAAGUCCCUGCAAUCAGCGGGUGCGGCGGGCGCUUGGAGUACUGAUGCUGCUGGAAUCCUAUAUAUGAACAUCUUCCUGUCGACUUGGUGCCUAAUGGUCGCUGGCAUGAUCUUCGCUGCACCGAUGGUAUACCUUCGCGUUACCGAUCACACGGACGUGGAGGAUGAGACUCUGAGCACGACCAGUGUGCGAGUCGCGGACGUAGAAAAGAUCACACCAGCGGCGGCAACGGCGGAGAAAGCAUAACCAAACAUUGAGCAUAGACGUGAGUUUGGGAGUUAGAUAGGUUACUU
Suillus subaureus is the source of this 1388-nucleotide messenger RNA. RefSeq names its product major facilitator superfamily domain-containing protein. NCBI's taxonomy places the organism in Eukaryota, Fungi, Basidiomycota, Agaricomycetes, Boletales, Suillaceae. The coding region runs from base 22 to 1341 and encodes 439 amino acids. The record is from RefSeq and is a predicted model, not a curated record. The transcript has 10 exons.